UCUAAAGUGAAGGAGAUGUCCGCUACGAAUUCCCGGUGACAUGUCUCUACAAUUUCUACUAUGGGCGAAGUUUCAAUCACAUUGAUUCUACUGGCGAUUCUCACCUAUUUCGCGGAAUAUUCUUUAGCUGGAUAUGACGUGCUACCGGACCUACAGGGAAUUCCCGAGAGUGCUUUCUACAAUGUCACUUACGUAGUUCAUUCUUCGGAUGAUAGACAGAAAAUGAAUCACAAUAUACGGAAUCAGUCAGUACCGGACGAACAGCGACUUAUGUAUUACCUCCUAAUGGGAUAUGAAAAGUCUGUCCGGCCUGUUCGAAACGCUAGCAAACCAGUUGUAGUGGGAAUGGGCCUAACUAUGACUCAGAUAUUUGACAUGGAUGAAAAGAAUCAAGUUCUUGUUACCAACGCCUGGCUGGAUCAGGGAUGGCACGACGAGUUCCUUAUAUGGGAACCUAAAGACUUCAACAACAUCACAACAUUAAGAAUUCCUUGCGAUAAACUGUGGUUGCCUGAUAUCGUCUUAUAUAACAAUGCAGCGGAAUAUACAGAUGGGGUUAUGCCUGCAAACGCUAUGGUGAAAAAUAAUGGCGACGUGUUUUGGCCUGUUCCAACGAAAUUACAAAGUUCAUGUAAAGUGGAUGUGACUUAUUUCCCAUUUGAUGACCAAAGUUGUAGAUUAAAAUUUGGAUCUUGGACAUAUGAUGGGUAUCAAGUGGACAUAACAAACAGAUCAGAAGAGGUAGACCUCUCCAACUAUGUAGUAAACGGCGAAUGGGAGUUACUUCAGGUUAGAGUUGUGAGAAACGUUGUUAUUUACCCAUGCUGCCCUGAACCCUUUCCGGAUGUGACGUUUUAUGUCCACAUCCGACGUCGAACCUUGUACUAUAUGUACAAUGUUGUGUUUCCGUGUAUAAUGAUGUCGGCGUUGACACUACUCGUUUUUUGCCUGCCACCGGACUCGGGGGAGAAGAUUGCUUUGGGAAUCACAGUUCUCCUGGCCUUUUCAGUAUUUAUGCUGGCGGUAGCGGAAAAUCUACCGGAAACAUCAGAAUUUGUACCACUCAUAAGUAUAUAUCUGACCAUCGUGAUGACUUUAACCUCUCUAUCCGUCAUGAUGACUGUAUUUGUGCUGAAUCUGCACCACCGGGGCCCUAACAGAGUUGAAGUACCACCGUGGAUACGCACCCUUUGUUUUGGAAGGAUGCAGUCCCUAUUGUGUAUAAACGACGACAAAACGUUUAGCUCAUACCUUACUCCACGAGAGUCUAAAUUCAUCCGAACCAUGUCCCUAAAGGUGACACUUGAUAACAUUGCCCAAGAACUUCAAAACGAAAUUCAGUUGGAGAAUGGCAUGGCGGAUACUGUUGUUACAGAACGGGAGGGCACCACUAUACACGAUCACCGUACAAGUGACGGGCGCUUUAAUGGUGACGGACGGUUUAAUGCGGGUUCUAGCGACUCGUUACGACGCCACAUGCGCCCACCCCUCACAAGGGGACAUUCUAAUAAUAAAGCGCAUGAUGAAAUAAUACAAGCUUUAAAACGAAUUCUCGAAAAGCACGAGAAAGGGGACCGAGAUUAUGAGAUUGUACAGGAUUGGCGGAGGGUUGCUCAAGUGGUGGACAGGAUCCUGUUCUGGAUAUUCUUCCUUGGAACUUUUAUAUCAACAUUGAUUAUUCUUGUUAUUACUCCUGCCUCAAAAUGAACCGAACUUUGUGCAUGCCAAAAGGUUCAAAAACAAAAAUGUGAAGUUAAGCAUUUUUCUUUAUUUUUUUCGGCUUUUAAAUAAUUUUCAUUGGCUAUAUUCUGACAUGACAUACAUAUAAAAGGUUCGUCGAUUAGACUACGUUACCCACUUACGUUACAAUCACAUACAACAUAGAUUUUACUGGGUAAAUAUCUAUCAAUAGAAUCUAUAUUAAGAAAAUCUUGAAGAGAAGUAUGUUUUUUUUAUUAUUACUUUGAAAAUUAUUGUCAAAAUUGAAGUAAUCAUCAGUAUCGUUUCAAGUGAGAAUGAUCGCUUUGUGAUAUUAUAGAUACGUUUUCGUAUAAUAUGUAAGAAACUUACCCCCUCGACCCCUCCGCCUAUACCCCCAACCUUACUCCCUGUUUUUGUAUCGGAAUCGGUCGGAAUCAGUUAUGCCAUUUCUCAUUAUAUCUUCACCUUUUGUUUGUUUAAGGCGAUAUUUUUAUUUUCCUGUAAAACAAUUUAAAUGUUGACAUAUUGCCUUUUUUAUCUAUUCGUCAUAAUUUUGAAACCCAGAACAUGAAAGUCACUUAAAACUUUCAGUUUAUUUGAACACAUUUGUAUUAUUGUUAUCAAUAUAUAUAAAGCUUGUUGGAUACAAAUGAAACACCAUGCAUAGCCAAAAAACUCUCUUCAUUAAUACAUACGCAAUGAUAAUCAUUUGAAACAUAUAAUGAUAUUGGAUUGUUACAGCUGACGGUAUAUCUAACCAAUUAUUACGUACAUAUCAUAUCGUCUAACAGGCUGAACUAAAGCAAACAAAUAACGAAAUCAAUUAGUACGAAAUAUAUUUUGCUGAAUAAGUACAAGCAGCAUAUUUCUAAAUGCUGACAAGAAAUAACACAAGUAAUGGGGAAUAUAUAGCACUGACUAUACUUGCUUUUGUAAAUAAAUGUCUUAUCAGCGAAGACGCAGGUCAAUAUUUUGAAGUUAAUGAUGUGUUGGUACAAAGAUAUCGUACGUAUCUUUACAACUAAUAAUGUACUUUUGUAAAUCAUGUGUUGUUUUUAUAUAUUUUGUUGGUAUUGAUGAAUUCAUGGAGAAAUGAAAAACAAUAACGCUUUUAAGAUAUAAAAGACAUAAAUCAUACGAGUUGUAUGUCUUGUGGUUUUGCUAUUGUAUGGGGCAGUUUGUAAUGACAUACAUGUCCUACACCACAAAAUGAUUGUAUCAUCAUAGAAAGAUGUGGAAUGGGUACUAACGUGGAAGUUUUUAUCACGUACCAGAAAUCCAUUGGUAAAUACGCUCAAUGACAAAUAACCUUAACCAUACCAGUUGUAGCGCUGGUCGAAGCGUUGUUUGACAUACAACCAUCAAUCUUAUACAUAUUGUAAUGUGUUAUACUCUGUAUUUGCAUAUCAGCCAACUCAAAUAUACCUUAAUCAAAGAACAUUUGCACUAGAACGAUUGUUUAUAGUACAUAUCUUUUUUCUAGAACGAAGUUCAGCAAACAGCAAGAAAGUUUUUAUCCAGUUAUGGGUUUUUUUCCAAUUAGUACAGAUAUACUACGACCGAUUCGUUUCAUUCUUAACCAAAAUAAUGAGAAUAAAACGACCAAAAUAUAUUAGUAUUUUAUGACACUCGUUAUGCUUGUAUUAAUUAUGGUAAGACUUUUUUUUUAAUCUAAAACUCAUUACCAGACAUAUCAUUUUGGAGAUGAGAUACUUACUAAAUACCUUAAACUCUCCAUGAUAAACAGAAUAUCAAAAGGUACAUUCAUAUCAUUUUCUACAAUAAUGUUCAUCUCAAGAUACCAAAGAUUAGUUCUAGCUUCAAACAAAAGUGGCAUUACAGUAUGAAAACAAUGGUUACCUUGCUACCAAACAAUCUGACUACUUCCCUUCAUUGUUGCUUCUUCGUGAUCAUAACAUAAUCUCUCACUAUGAACUACUAUAUGUACAUACCAGGAGGUAUCAUAUUGCUUUUUUCCCAGAGCAUAUGUUGUACCUGCCGAUUUUUAUGUGGGUCCAUAAUGCAUUUUCAAGAUAUUUUUAAUUCUUUUUACUUUCUCAACAAUUGGUUUAACUUUCCAUAACAUUUUAUAAUGUUUGUGUUUAAUUGAUCCAGUAAGCAAAAAUGUAGGCACAGACUCGCUUAAUGAUGUUUGUCACUCAACUAAAGGUUUUUAAUCAGUGUUAAGUUGUGAUUCAUGUACAAUGUAUUUGCUGGUCAAUUGAUUAUACCGGUAAAAAAAUGUUCUGCAUAAGUGGAUGUGUGCGAGUAUACAAUAUUUGUCAUUUCAAAAUAUUUUAUUAAAUCAAUCAGAUUUAAUGGGAAUUGGGCAACAAGCAAAGCCUUUACAAGCCCUCUCCCAGGAGGUACAUCUCAAACAAUAGCAAUAUAAUGAACUAUGAAUAUUUACAUAAUGAACAUACUUUAGGAACAUAAGAAUUAGAUCAGUGCCAAUGAUGAUAGGAGACGGAUAGGAAACAGAUACAGAGUAUACAAUAUUCUCGAUUUGACCCUUAUAUCAUGUAAGUACUGAUUUGUCCAGUGUAUGUCAAGUAUCAAUACGUCUUCGCCUAACGUGAACAAAUUAUAAUACUCGUAAAAAUCCACAUCACAGUAUACAAUACUGGAUGUGAAAUAUCAACAGUAUAGCAGUGUUUUAAAGAUCUUUUUUAUAGCUUCAAAUACAACUAUUUUCAUAACCAUUUGAUUUAACUCUUUCUGUCACACGCUUUUCUUCUGUGGAUUAAUAUUUGUAACAUAGUUUGUAGAAAGUUUUGUUUUAAUGUUUAAGUUCUAGAAUGAAAUAUGUGUCUUCGACGACAUACCAACUGUGUUUUUGCAUUGAUAUUUAUACCUUGGUAUCAGUUGAUGUGAACCACUGCUCACGAAGAAAAACAAAAUAUUACAAUUAAUGUUACAUGAAUGGAGGCGAAGCACUCAUUUCAACGACUGAAAAGUAUAUGCUUAUGCAUUGUUCAAAUAAUUCUUACUCUCUCUUUAUAAAAUAUGUAUUAGUUUAAUUUGAAACCUAAAACAUUUAUUUGAAAUGAAUAAUUUCAUACUGUAGCUACAUUAAGUUUUGUGCUUAUAUCUUCUUUGAUGACUAAACUAUAUUGCAUGUUGACUGACAGCUUUGGUAUAAUUAUCACAUCUGUGUUGCCAUAUUGACAGACGUGUGUUGAAAAGUGACAAAAAUUCGCUGCUAAGUGAGAUCCUGGUGUUUUAGUAACUGGGAGUACCGUGUUGGCCCUCAUCAGCAGCUUGUUUCGUGCGGCUAACGCAAUUAAUACAAUGUACGAUACCUUUAUAUAUGUACACAUGAAUAAAUGUCAUAGCGAAA
This is a messenger RNA of Mizuhopecten yessoensis (Yesso scallop), 5041 nucleotides long. RefSeq names its product neuronal acetylcholine receptor subunit alpha-10-like. Gene Ontology annotation, cellular component: neuron projection; postsynaptic membrane; synapse. The record is from RefSeq and is a predicted model, not a curated record. Lineage: Eukaryota; Metazoa; Mollusca; Bivalvia; Pectinida; Pectinidae. Gene Ontology annotation, molecular function: acetylcholine-gated monoatomic cation-selective channel activity; transmembrane signaling receptor activity. Gene Ontology annotation, biological process: regulation of membrane potential; nervous system process; signal transduction. The coding region runs from base 61 to 1707 and encodes 548 amino acids. The transcript has 6 exons.